CACGCAUCACGUGUUGCUUUAUUUUAUUUAUAGAUUCAUUUUUGUUGAUAAAUAAAUUCGUUUAUUACUUUUAUUAGUUAUGGAAGUUAAAAGUGAAAUUAAGAAAGAAUUUACUGAAUGUGACCAAAAAUCAGAAAGUCAUCUGUUUACAUCAGUAGAUCUCCAUAACUUAAAAAAUGAACCAAAAGAAGAUCACCCAGCUAUGGAAAUUAAAGUUGAAAAAGAAGAGUUUCCAGAAUGUGAUCAUGAAGAUAUAGAUAAUCUAUCCACAUCAAUAGAUUUUCAAGAUUUGAAGGAUGAACCAGAAGCAGAGGAAAAUCAACCAGGUUGUUUAAGCAGUGAGAACAUAAUGAAAAUUAUGAAAACACCUGAACAUUCAUCUCAUAAAGAAGAUUUGGGUAGAUACAUUGAAGAAAAAACAUUAAGUAAAAACAUGAAAGUUCAAACUGGAAAUGGACCUUACAAAUGUGCAAUUUGUUUAAAACAAUUUACUGGACCAUAUAAUCUGAAAUCACAUAUGAUAAGUCACACUGGUGAAAAGCGUUACAAGUGCGAAAUUUGUUUUAAACAGUUUGCUCGAGCUGGUCAUUUGAAAUCACAUAUGAUGAUUCACACUGGAGAAAAAAGUCAUAAAUGUGAAAUUUGUCUUCAGUCAUUUACUCAAGCCGGUAAUUUGAAAUCACACAUGAUGACUCACACGGGAGAAAAACCUCACAAGUGCGAAAUCUGUUUUAAGCAGUUUACUCGAGUAGGUGAUUUGAAAUCACAUAUGAUGAUUCACACUGGAGAAAAACGUCAUAAAUGUGAAAUUUGUUUUCAGUCAUUUACUCAUCUCGGUCAUUUGAAAUCACAUAUGAUGACUCACACGGGAGAAAAACCUCAUAAGUGUGAAAUUUGUUUGAAACAAUUUAUUGCAGCAAGUACUUUGAAAAGACAUUUGAGAGUGCAUACUGGAGAAAAGCCUUACAGGUGCGAAAUUUGUUUUAAGCAGUUUGCUCGAGCUGGUAAUUUGAAACCACAUAUGAUGAUUCACACUGGAGAAAAAAGUCAUAAAUGUGAAAUUUGUUUUCAGUCAUUUACUCAAGCCGGUAAUUUGAAAUCACACAUGAUGACUCACACGGUAGAAAAACCUCACAAGUGCGAAAUCUGUUUUAAGCAGUUUACUCGAGUAGGUGAUUUGAAAUCACAUGAUGAUUCACACUGGAGAAAAACGUCAUAAAUGUGAAAUUUGUUUUCAGUCAUUUACUCAUCUGGGUCAUUUGAAAUCACAUAUGAUGACUCACACAGGAGAAAAACCUCAUAAGUGUGAAAUUUGUUUGAAACAAUUUAUUGCAGCAAGUACUUUUAAAAGACAUUUGAGAGUGCAUACUGGAGAAAAGCCUUACAGGUGCGAAAUUUGUUUUAAGCAGUUUAUUCAAGCCGUUAAUUUGAAAUCACAUAAUAUGCUGAUUCACACUGAAGAAAAAAGUCAUUAAUGUGAAAUUUGUUUUCAGUCAUUUACUCAAGCCGGUAAUUUGAAAUCACACAUGAUGACUCACACGGUAGAAAAACCUCACAAGUGCGAAAUCUGUUUUAAGCAGUUUACUCGAGUAGGUGAUUUGAAAUCACAUAGGAUGAUUCACACUGGAGAAAAACGUCAUAAAUGUGAAAUUUGUUUUCAGUCAUUUACUCAUCUCGGUCAUUUGAAAUCACAUAUGAUGACUCACACGGGAGAAAAACCUCAUAAGUGUGAAAUUUGUUUGAAACAAUUUAUUGCAGCAAGUACUUUGAAAAGACAUUUGAGAGUGCAUACUGGAGAAAAGCUUUACAAGUGCGAAAUUUGUUUUAAGCAGUUUACUCGAGCUGGUCCUUUGAAACCACACAUGAUGACUCAUAUUGGAAAAACCUCAAAGAUGUGAAACUUAUGUGAAAUAAUUUAUUGGUGCAAGAAAUUUGAGAGCACACACUGGAGAAGAGCCUUAAAAGUGUGAUAUUUCUUUUAAUCAAUUUAGCGUGUUUGUUUAAUUUAAUUCAAUAAUGUUUUGUAUUUUGAGAACGAUUUCCGAAGUGGAAAUCGAAAUGUACAAUUUUAAAGUAAAAUUGUGACUUAUUCCUAAAAAGUAGUAAACAGCUUUAUAAGGGUGAAAUUUGUUCUAAACAAUUUGCUGUUUAUCACAUAAUGAAUAUAAAAUUUCAAUUAAGUUAUUGAAUCAAAAUGUUUGCUUUUUCCUCCUGAUUUAUAAUUUUUUCUGCAAAUUAAUUAAACAGUUUUUAAAAAAAAGUUGUGCAGAUUUAUAUUACGAUAAUUUUGGUACAAAAUUUUGAAUAUUUUAAAGAACAAAGGCUCAAAAUGUUUCUUUUCGUCUUUAAAGAGGGGGUCUGGAAGCUUGAAAAGACAUCUCACUCCAGAACGCCGCCUGACUGACCUUAGUGCAGGAUUCAUUCUUCGUAGCCCCAACGAUAGUUCCCGAGGUACUUUAGAACGCUUUCUCGUCGCCGAGGCUACGCCGAAUGCCUACACUUAACGUUCCCGAUAACGGACCGGGACAAGCCGAACUGAACCGACUACAAGCACAAGCAGAUUGUCGAUCCUAGCUUUCUAUGCAUAUGCGGUAUAUUAGGUACGAUUGGAUUUAUUAUAUUUUAUAAGUUUUUGAUAUAAGUGUUAAAAGUACAAUUUUAAGGCACGUAUGUGAAAGUUUGCCGAAUGAGCGAAGCGAAUUCUGCAAUUCACAUGAGUGCCUUAAAAAUGUACUUUUUAACACGUAUAUCAUACAAUAUUUUUUCUACAAACGUUAUAAAUUUAUAAAAUACAAUAUUUUUGUUAAUUGCUGAAACCAUGAAACCUAUGGCCCGUAAAAGGUAAAACUGGUUGUCUACACUCGAGGGGAAUAUCUAAAAAUUCUUAGCAAAAAUAUUAUACCGUGACAUAAACUUGUUUUUUCUACAAACGUUAAAAAUGCAAUAAUACAGUUUAAAUUAAAUUUUAAAAAACCUUUGUAACCACCUUUUUCAAAUUGCGCAAGUUGUACUAUUAAUAUUAAAAUUAUGAAAUAUAAAUAUUUUGACGUUUCACAAUUUGACAAUUCACUUUUAACUGCAGUGCCUUAAAAAUUUUAAAGCACUAGUGCUUUAAAGUAGCAUUUUUAAUGCUCCUAUGGAGUGCUAAAAAUUGCAUUUUUAAUACGGUUGUAGAAAAAAGUAUUUAAAACAUUGUUCAUUUUAAAUCAGUGUUCAUUAUUACCUAAUAUAUUAUUCUGAAGCAUUUAUGUAAUUUAUUAUUCUAAAUGGGAAAUAAGCCACAAUUUAACUUAAAAAAAAUGAUUGUAUUAACGUUUCCACUUCCACUUCGGACGUUUAUAAACCUGGAUCCUGCGUACCAAAAAAAAGUUGAUUAAUAGCAAGCUGAAAAUUUGUUAUUAUACCCUAUUCCACGAACAUACGACUGUUGUGGAGUAUCUCAACAACGAAUAUUUUACUGUGCAAAUUAUGAAGAACGAAAGUAAAUUGCAAAAUACAUUGUUGUUUAUUGGAACAAUUAUUAGAGCCUUUUACUUUCGCACUUCUUAUGAUGCACACUAAAAUAUUCGUUGUCGCGAUAAUCCAAGACAGUCGUAUAUUCGUGGAAUAGCCCAUAGCUUAACGGUGUCUAGUCGGACAAAGUUUGAUGUACAGGAACACUGGAACAGGGGAAGUUUUAAUUGUGGAACAAUUUAAAAAUUUGGAACGUCAGAUUAUGAAAACUUCCAAUGUAUUUUGUCGGACAGAACAUCCAAUUGAUUUGCUACCAUUUCAUUAAACUCUCAUGCAAACAUCAGACUGGUGUUUAUCAGCAACUGGGCAUUUUAAUUAGUGGAACACGAAGAACAUGUCAAAUGACAGGAAUCGUGUUGGUUUGUAAUAGCAGUCUGAUUUUUGCAUGAGAGUUUAAUGAAAAAUGAAAGGGUAACAAAUCAGUUGGAUGUUCUGUCCGACAAAAUACAUGUGACGUUUUCAUAAUCUGACGUUCCAAAUUUUUAAAUCGUUCCACAAUUAAAACUUCCCUGUUGCAGUGUUCCCGUACAUCAAAGUUUGUCCGACUAGACACCAUUAAGAUAUUAACAAAUUUUCAGCUUGCUAUUAAUCAACUUUUUUUGGUACGCGGGAUCCAAGCCUAUUACAUAUAAAAGUACCUAUUUAGUUUUUAAUAAUUUGUUUCAGAAAAUGUUUAAGUGUUUGAAAAAUGUUGUAUGUUGUGGUUGUGUUUUUUAUUUGUAAAAUUUAUAACCAAUAAAUUAUUUUUCUUUAUUUGUUACAUUUACAUACAAAGUAGUUUUUACGUGUUUCAAAAGUUGUGAUGCUAGGUUGUUUCAAAAGAAAUAGCUUCAGAAUAAUAUAUCUUAGGUGAUAAUGAACAAUGUUUUAAAUACUUUUAAAACUUAAAAAUUUUUAGAAGUUUUAAACUUCUAAAAUAUAUUAAUCCAGUCGUACCUAAUAUAGGUACCGCGUAUGUAUAGAAAGCUUAGGAUCGACAAUCUGCUUGUGCUUGUAGUCGAUUCAGAUCGGCUUGUCCCGGUCCGUUAUCGGGAUCGUUAAGUGAAUGCCUACCUGCUAAACCAGAAACCUCCUGUGUCAGCCAGCGCUCCGAAAUCCGAAAGCUGAAUGGCCGCUGCAAGGUCGACAUCGCUUCCCAAGCCCUUUACCUUCAUUUAUCUACUAGAAUUGGAUCCCGCGUACCAAAAAAAAGUUGAUUAAUAGCAAGCUGAAAAUUUGUUAUUAUACCCUAUUCCACGAACAUACGACUGUUGUGGAGUAUCUCAACAACGAAUAUUUUACUGUGCAAAUUAUGAAGAACGAAAGUAAAUUGCAAAAUACAUUGUUGUUUAUUGGAACAAUUAUUAGAGCCUUUUACUUUCGCACUUCUUAUGAUGCACACUAAAAUAUUCGUUGUCGCGAUAAUCCAAGACAGUCGUAUAUUCGUGGAAUAGCCCAUAGCUUAACGGUGUCUAGUCGGACAAAGUUUGAUGUACAGGAACACUGGAACAGGGAAGUUUUAAUUGUGGAACAAUUUAAAAAUUUGGAACGUCAGAUUAUGAAAACUUCCAAUGUAUUUUGUCGGACAGAACAUCCUCUUUCCUGUCUUCUCUCGGCCAUAGUGAGCUCUAGGUCUCUUCUCUCAUCAUAUAGUUCUUUUCUUUUCACUACCAACACAUGCAGCGGAACACAUCCAGUAAUACAAAACAAGGCUGCGGCAGACACAGUCCUGUAGGCGCAUGCCACUCGCAACAGACUCGUUUUGUCCACUCGUGUCAUGGGCCCCUAUAGGACUGUAUCCCUACCACCUCACUCCAGACUGGUGCCGCAUAGACUAUAGAGGACGAUCGACUGCACAACACCGCGCAAGGCCCUCCAAUUUGGGUCCCCCAAUGUUGGGCAUUAACCUUCCCAGCGCAGCCGCACUGUUACCAUCCGCACGUGCUCCCCCCACUUUCCAUUCUGGUGCAACGUCGCUCCUAGGUACUUUACGUGUUUCUUGGAUAUUAGACACGCUCAUAAUUAUCUAAACAACCAGGAACUGGAAGUACCUUAUGAUUUAUUUCCUUUGUUAGAUCUAUUUCUUCUACAUUUUUGGAAAUAUUAGACUUUUUUAUAUACAUAUAUAGUAUCUGCAUAAAGAGCCUAGCCGGGUAAGAUGAUGAAAAGUGCCCCCAACUAGAUUCGAAUUCCAUAUAGGUCACUGUUUAGCAUAUAUAGUGAAACUAACUUUGUGAAAUUUUUAGACCCCUAGGUGGUCAUGUGACCCACCUAGAGCCUAAUUAGGGUUUUGUUUUUAUUUUUUCUGAGCCGCAACUAGCGAAAAACUUUAAA
Messenger RNA from Diabrotica virgifera virgifera (western corn rootworm), 5826 nucleotides. Its product is annotated as zinc finger protein 431-like. Gene Ontology annotation, biological process: regulation of transcription by RNA polymerase II. The transcript is spliced from 3 exons. Gene Ontology annotation, cellular component: nucleus. NCBI's taxonomy places the organism in Eukaryota, Metazoa, Arthropoda, Insecta, Coleoptera, Chrysomelidae. The coding region runs from base 80 to 1219 and encodes 379 amino acids. The record is from RefSeq and is a predicted model, not a curated record. Gene Ontology annotation, molecular function: DNA-binding transcription activator activity, RNA polymerase II-specific; RNA polymerase II cis-regulatory region sequence-specific DNA binding.